Molecule: messenger RNA, 642 nt
Organism: Grosmannia clavigera kw1407
Lineage: Eukaryota; Fungi; Ascomycota; Sordariomycetes; Ophiostomatales; Ophiostomataceae
Product: peroxiredoxin 1
Exons: 2
Coding region: 1-642 (213 amino acids)
Biological process (GO): cellular response to stress; cell redox homeostasis; response to oxidative stress
Cellular component (GO): cytosol
Molecular function (GO): thioredoxin peroxidase activity
Source: RefSeq, a predicted model, not a curated record
AUGUCCAAGGCAUUCGUCACCAAGCCGGCCCCCGGCUUCACUGCCACCACCGUCUUUCCUGCCGGCGAGUUCAAGGACAUCUCCCUGUCUGACUACCUCGGACAAUGGGUCGUUCUUCUGUUCUACCCCAUGGACUUCACCUUUGUCUGCCCGACUGAGAUCAUCCAGUACAACGAUGCCCUGCCCCGCUUCAAGGCCCUGAACACGUCCGUGUUCGGUGUCUCAACCGACUCCCACUUCUCCCACUUGGCCUGGGUUGCCCUGGAGCGCAAGGCCGGCGGUCUUGGCCCCGACUUGGAGCUGCCCCUGAUCGCCGACCGCUCGCAGAAGAUUUCGAGUGACUACGGCGUGCUCCUCGAGGAGGGCGUCGCCCUGCGCGGCGUGUUCAUCAUCGACCCCAAGGGCACUCUCCGCCAGAUCACCGUCAACGACCUGCCGGUUGGCCGCAACGUCGACGAGACCAUCCGCCUGAUCGAGGCCUUCCAGUUCACCGACGAGUACGGCGAGGUCUGCCCCGCUGGCUGGCACGCCGGCAGCAAGACCAUCAAGGCCGACCCCAAGCUCAAGCUUGAGUACUUCUCCACCGUCGAGGUCGCCGACCGGACGAGCGAGGAGGCCAACAAGAGAGUGAGAGUGGAAUGA